Rhopalosiphum padi (bird cherry-oat aphid) is the source of this 1654-nucleotide messenger RNA. Its product is annotated as zinc finger BED domain-containing protein 4-like. Bases 15 to 1604 code for a protein of 529 amino acids. Lineage: Eukaryota; Metazoa; Arthropoda; Insecta; Hemiptera; Aphididae. The record is from RefSeq and is a predicted model, not a curated record. The transcript has 4 exons.
CUGAGUUUGUGAUUAUGGGAAAUCAUCCAUUUAGUAUAGUAGAAGAAGUAAAAUUUCGAGAUAUUAUUGCUAAAGGCUUUCCUAAAAGAAAGUGUAUUUAUCGGAAAACUCUCAUGCAUAAAAUAUCUACAACAGCUAUUAAUAUGAGAGACUCAUUAAAAAAUAAAUUAACGUCAACAUCUGUAAAAUAUGUAUGUGUUACUACUGAUGGUUGGUCUGUUUACAAAAGAAGCUACAUUGGAAUGACUGUUCAUUGGUUCAAUUACACAACUUUAUUAAGAGAGUCUGCAGUUUUAGCAUGUAAAAGGAUUAAAGGAAGGCACACAUAUGAUGUUAUUACAAAAAUGAUUUGUAAAGUAUUCUGCGAAUAUGGCAUCACAAAUAAAGUUACUAGAGUUGUGACGGAUAAUGGAUCAAAUUUUGUUAAAGCAUUUCGAGUUUUUGGGUCAGAGAUGAAGACUGCAGCAGAAGUAUGGUUGGACCAAAUUGAACAUGAAAAUGAUAACAGUGAUGAUAGUGAUGGUGAUGAAGAUGCAGAAGAUGGUAUAGAAGUAAUAGAACUGGAUUCUAUUUUAAAUAAUACUGAUGAUCAGGAUAUUGCAUAUAGUUUACCACCUCAUCAUAGAUGUGCUAGCCAUACCUUAAAUCUUGUUGCUACAAAAGAUAGCGAAAACGCAUUGUCUAAUGUAUUAUACAAGAAACAAGCAAGAUCAACUUUCGGAAAGAUGCAAGUACUUUGGAAUAAACAGGAUAGAUCAAGUCAAGUUGCUGAUGAAAUUCAUGAUUCGCUCAAUAAAUACAUUCAAAUUCCUAAUAUGACCCGUUGGAACUCUACAUUUAGAGCUGUUCAGUGUUUAAAAGACCAAUUAAAGAAGGAUGAAGAAAAAGUCCUAAAAAUUUGUGAUGUUGCAAACAUACCAAGAUUCGAUAAAAAAGAUAGAAAUUUUAUGACUGAUUAUUGCAUAGUUAUGGAACCCUUGGUAAAAGCACUCGAUAUUUUGCAAGGAGACAAAUCAGUUUGUAUGGGCUAUCUUCUACCAACAAUUAAUUGGUUAUCCAAACAAUUAGAAGAAUUGAGUUUAACUGGUGGUUGCUGCAAAGCUUUAGCUGCUGCUUGUGCCCAAGGUGUGGAAAAGAGGUUUAAAAAUAUGAAAAAAGAUAGUACAAUUAUUUUAGCGGCAGUAUCACAUCCAAAAUUUAAACUAAGAUGGCUGAGCGGAGAUGAAAAAAAGGAAGCAAAUGAUUUAUUACAAUUGGAAAUUGAUGCGACUCCAAAUUUUGACAUAAAUGAUGGAAUUAGUUCAAAAUUGCCUCAAGGUGAAGACGAAUUUCUCUUCAAUGAUGAAGAUGUUGAAGAACCAUAUCCAGAAAUUGAUCGAUUUAUAAAAGCUCCUUAUACAUCUGAUCUCACCAUGCUAAAUUCAAUGACAAUAGUCAAAGAUAUUUUUAUUAAAUACAACACAGCUUUACCAUCAAGUGCUUCUGUAGAGCGAUUAUUUAGUGUUGCAGGGGACAUUUGUUCUAAGAAAAGAUCACGUAUGAGCGAUAAAAACUUUGAAGACACUUUAUUUUGUAAAGUAAAUUUAAAAACAAUAAAUAAAUAAAUAAUAAUAUUGUAUAAUAAAAAUGAAUAAAAAAAAAAGGUUUUUAUUUA